CACACACGCGCGCGCGUAACGUAAGGCAGUGAUGUGCCAUAUUGCGUUGCGUGUAGCCAUCCGCUCUGCCUGCCCUGCUGUUUGUUUACAUAGUGGCUACUGACUACUCCAUCCCUUCCUUGCACGGCUCUCUCUCUUUCUCUCCGUUCUUUCUGGGGGAAAAAAAAAACAUGGCAGCGAAUGGAGUGGUGGUGGUGGUGGAGUUGAGCGAACCUCCCGCCAACUCCGGCCAGGCGAACGGCGACAAACUCUGCAAAGAAGUCGCGAGGAGCGAGAAUAAAACCGCGGACGAAGAACCGGCGGCAACAGCGCCAGCAGCAGCAGCCGCACAAGCAGCGGCAGCAGUGGCGGCGGCGGCAGCGAAAGAUUUGAGCCGCGCCGGCACCGCCGAUGGCUCCAUCGACGAUGCCGCGGACCCCGGGAAGGGUUGCACGCCCGCCAAAGCGGACGACGAGUGUGACGUUCUCUUCCUGCGCGACGACGGCUCGGCGGCCGCCGCGAUGAUGAUGGGCGGCGGCGGCGGCGGCGGCGGCGGCCGGGCGCUCGCCAACUCGGUGGACGCCGUAAUCGAGAGCGUGGUCAUGGGGACGGGCAGUGUGUCGGUGCACCCGAAGCGGAGGAGGCCCAGCCGGGGGCCUGCGCCACCGCUCUUCGACGACCCGUCGCUCCCCGACGGCUGGGUGAGGAAGCUCAAGCAGAGGAAGGCGGGCCGCUCCGCCGGGAAAUACGACGUGUACAUAUUCAACCCUGUGGGAAAGCAGUUUCGCUCCCACGCGGAGCUACGCGCCUACUUCAGCAAGACCGGAGAGACCACCCUGCAGCCCGAGGACUUCGACUUCACGGUGGCAGGACGAGGGGGCUCCGACGGCAAGGGAAACGGCUCCCUGGCGCGCCCCUUCACGUCCUCCAGCUGCUGGGGCCUGGGGCGGGGCAGAGGCCGCGGCAGAGGCCGGGGCAGGGGCAGGGGAAGGGGAAGGGGCAGGGGGCGAGGAGGUCGGGCGCUGACGGACGCCGUGGGCCACGGCUUCGCGAGGGGAAGGGGCAGGCCCCGUAACGACCAGCAGGGCGGCCCGUACGUGAAGAGCAUCGUCGUGAAGCUGCCCUUCUCUCUGGCCGCCGUGGCGGCGGCGACGGAGCCAGGCCCGGCGGGAUCGGCGGACACCGCCGCUGUCGUUCCAGUCAAACGGAAGCGUGGGCGGCCGAAGUUGAACAGGGAUCCUUCGCCGACGCCCGUUCCGCCGCCAAAGAAGCCGAGGUUGGAGAACGCGGCGCCGGCCGAGGGCAAGCGGGCGGCGGACGGGAAGCCGAUCGCGUCUUCCUCUGAGGUUUCUCUCAAAGCGGCGGCCGUCGCCGCUGCUGCUGCCACCGCGCAGGUCCCCGCGGCGGGAAAGCCUCAGGAGAGCAGGCCGCCCGGGACCAGGCCAGAGUCUGGCACGCACCCGAAGGUCAAGCUCAAGUUCUACAAACAGAGGUGCAAGAACAACUCGGCUGAGAAGGUCAAGAACAAGGAGGAGCCGAAGGUGCUGUCCAUUUUAGUGAAGGAGCCUGCAACGGUCGACGAGAAGUCGCAGACGCCGCUGCCAGAGGAGAAUAAAGUGUCGGCGUGCGCCGUCGUUAAAGAGCAGCCGACGCAGCCGACGGUUGUGGUGGCAGACAGCAGCUCAUCAACAUAACGACGAGCGCAGGGAGGGCAAGCGAUGCGUGAGGCGACCGUGAGUGUCUGUGUUCGCCCGGCGAAACUUACUGGCUGCAUUUUUUUUAUCAAAACUUGUUCGUGGAAGGAAAAAAAAAACACGCAAACAUCCACAAGGACGAGCUGGUGAUCGGUGGCUGAACUUAUCCCAGCUGAGUGUCAUGAGUCGUGCGGUAGAGCACGUCGCUCUCGGCGGCACGCUCGCCACCGCGGUCCCAAAACAAUUUGAACACGGCCUGGCAGAUUUCCCACGUUGGGCUUGCUCCAGAGCACACUGACAAGAGUAUACGUUACGACAUCUUUACGUUGCUAUAAUCGGCCUAUAUGCCGCGUCGGGACUUGCAUCUUAAUAAUUUCUUUUUACUCGUGAAGCUGUUUGGUUUCUUUCCCUGCGAAGCCGUUUCCAUCGUUGUUUCUGCCGCUCAUGAGUCACAGGGUGGCACGUUUUUUGGAAAUGUCCGCGGGUGAUGUAAAGUCAUUGCCAGUGUAAAAUAUUGCUGGAUGUGGGGGUUAUCAGUGUUGAGGGGUCAUUCCAUGGUCGGCAGAGUUUUUCACAUUUUUAUUUCACAGCACCUGGCUUGAGCAUUACCCUCCAGUUGGUUCAGGUGUUUGCAGUUGUCGGCAUUUUAGUUAUGCACAAUGCCUGGCAAUCACGUGGAAUGUGCUGCCUACUCUUUCCACAUUUAAUAACCUUAAUUAGUAAAAAAAAAUGUUGUUGUUCUAUUGUUCAAGUUCGGGAUCGUGACAUGAUCCUCGGUAUCCAUUUUUCACGUGAGAUCAUGUAAAUUGGUUUAAUGCAGCCUUUUUUGGAUCAUGAUCAUUGCAUAAAGAAUAAAAAACAAAACACACAACCUCCAAUUAAAUGUAUUUUAAAAUAAUGUACAGCUCCUGCGCCAAUCCACUGCCCGAUGAAAGCCUCCCCACGCCAUGUUGGUCAUGAGGAUUGUUUUAACCAUACUUCCCCAUGCCGGCCAGUGCGGGCCGGUAAAGAAGGGUGGGUUGUGGGGCACCUGGGGCCAGUUCAGAUGUCACUCGUUACACUGAUGUGGCAUGGAAUUGAACUCAGGUCGCCGGGUUUCACGGUGCAGUGCAUUCACCACCGUGCCACCGCUCCACACCAGCCCACGCCUCCUGUGGGCGAGUUACACAUUUCGAACAUUUUGUUGAGAACCAAACUUUAACUAACCUGGUUUUAGACGCGAAAUUAUGUUGUCAUCGAAUCGGCCGCGCUGAGCCGGUUUGGCGUCGAAGCCGCAUGCUCACGCUUUUUGUGGUAGCCGUCCUGCACAAGCAGCGCCCUCCAUCUCUCUCUCUCUAGACUCCGGCAAAUUUUCCCCCAAGGAGAGUGAGUCGUGCGUUUUGUGAACGUUCAGCUUUCUUCCCAUGCACGGCCAUUCGGUAUUGUACGGCGCUUCCCCCAACACCACCCCCCAGGUGCAGUGAAAGUUCCUGUGCAGUGCUCUCUUGUUCUCUGUUGAGGCGUCGGCCCACGUCCCUGGUCUUUAUCAGAACGGUUCGUAGAUGUACAUAGAGUAGUAUAUUUUGUUGUAAUGUCCCGAGGGGUAGGUAAAUUUGUUUAAAUUUUAUUUACGUAAAGGCUGCACAGUACAUACACACACUCACACACGUUUUGCAAUAAUGUAUAUCGUUAAAAGUUGCCUAUAUUUUUUAUUUAUUCAAACGGCCGCUGUAAGUUACUGUAGAAGGCUGCGCAUAAUCGAGAAACGGUAUGGAUUAUUUAUUUUCAAAUAUAUUAUAUGUAAACUCAAAUAUAAUAACGGGAGCGAUAAAAAAACACAUUGUAUUUUUAGAAAGGCGUGCUCGCUGGGACUAAUGUGGAACCUCUCGAAAUGUUCCUCCAGCGCCCUCCCAAAAGGAAAUUAUUCUCAUGAUAUUAUUGUGAAAACAAAACGCCAGGCGUGAAGAUCUACAGGCAUAGAGCCGUAACUUCGUAGUCGGUGUGGUGACUGACGGGCGAGGGAUUACACAACAAGGGGGGGGGGGAGACUUUCCAUGGCUCCAUGCUUCUCCGGCACACAUUACAUAAUGACACACUGUUGUGUGAUGUCUUUAAAAUAACACCACUGCUGCACCAGCUGGCUUCAUCAGAAACGCCAGGUGUAACAUUCGGUUAGAAAAGGAAUCCAUCAACACCUUUGAUCUAAUCUAAUUUUAUAUUUGUAGAGCGCAUUCACUCAAGGCGCUUAACGUAGCUACAACAACAAAAACCCUGACAGAAUGGAAUGAUUUAGAUGGCAGGGGAUGUGUGCAAGGGGUUGAGGAAUGAGUGACCCCCGACAGAGGGCGUACUUAGGGAUCACGAAAGGGUCGGGGAGUGGAGGGGGCGAGGGCACGGAAGAUGAAGAAAAUGGGCAAUAGUGAAGGGCAGCUUUGGUGACACUGGCAGGCAGGGUCGGAUUACGUUGGAGGAGGGCCUCGGGCUCUUAAAAUAGUUUUUUUUGGGGGGGGGGGCCCUCUUUGUCACUCCAAUUCCUUCCCCUGACUAUUUUACCACCACCCACACCCGACACCAAAGGCUCCGUACUAAUUAAUUUAAUUUAAAUUCUAGUUCAUAAAAUGUGAUAUACGAUCAAUUAACGAUAAAUGUAAGUUGUUCAAAGGAACUAAACUUUAAAAAUCGGCACAGCUGGUUAGUGAUACACACGGUGAUGUUAUGGCUCUAAUUUCGAUGUUACUUAGAGGAUUUAUCAUUAUGUAGCCGUAUUUAUAAAAUUCCGCAGGCCUCUCAAUAUCUGAGGCCCCUGGGCAUGAAUUAGCCACUCUCCUGAGAGUUCAGAAGUUUGGCCAGUCCAUAUCCAAGUGCGUUGCGACUCAAGUCCUUACGUACGUAUGUUGUUUUCUGUAUAGGUUAGCGUCGAGGUUAUGCGUCAAAUCCAAACACGUCCACAUAGUGUAACGUGUCGUACGCAUCUUUUGAACGCUACAAUGUGUAAACUGCACUUGGCGAGUGAAGAAAUUGAAUCUGAACACUGCAGUUCACAGUAUUGUUUUGCACAAACGCUUGCAUGGGAUCUGAUAGCACCAACUCACACAAGCACUUUGAUUAUAUCGUGUUCUGUGGAUUAUAAGAUGCACUUUUUCCCCUUCACUGUAUAUUAAAGCGAUUGUUGCAAGUGUAUUUUCAAAUCCAGCCAGGUGUGUGUGUGCUUGUGACGAAGUUUAUGUAACGUUAUUGACACCGGGCACAAGUUUGGGGUGCGUCUGUUCCGGAGCGUCUUACAAUCUGAAAAAUACGGUAUUUAUAUGUAUAUAAAAAUCAAAUCAAAAUAUAACAGUUGAGGUAGGUAAUUAAGAUGGUCUGAGGAACAAAAUGCAGAGCUGGGCAGGUCUGGAGGUGACGAGGUUCCACUCACCACCCCGCGAUGUUGCUGUAUUAUUCCACCCUCUGUGUUUGCAUGCUUCAGAUGUUGUGUUUACUGAGCGUUAAUGCCGACACUUAGCAACGAAUGGGAGGGAUUAGUCCCAUAAGGUCGGUGAGACUUGCUUUUUUCAAAAGAACACUUGAGGCAUGCAAAUUGAGUGCAAUUCCGCCAGGCGUUAAUUUUUGUUUAUAAAAACGAUUGCGCUUCCUGCAAGCAAUUUAAUUGUAAACUGUUGAACCGCCUGGCUUAUUGGCACAAGACCCUGGUGAAAGGUGAGGAAUCACAGAUUGACAAUGGUUUGUCUUUUCAUUCCUUGCAUGGCAAGAGACUCAAAAGCACUACUACAUAUGCUAAUACAAGCUAUGUUCUAUUAGAUAUUAUUUUAGCACUGCUAUCGAUUACUCUACCGAUGAUCAGUUCAAUUACUCGAUGAAUCAGAUAACACAAUCACCUCUUUUCCCAUGUCUGCCACUGGACGGGAGGCGAUGGGUAACGUCAUUGGCCACAUCGGCCACGCAACGCAGGCAGGAUGUGGGGGUGGCCAUCAUUUUUAAAGUGGCCCGAAAAAUCGACUACAAAUAAAGUAGUUGAUUUAAAUAUUUAGUCAACGCGUUGACUUAAUCGACUAAUCGUUCCAGCUCUAAUUGGGGCAAUCCAGGGAAGAUUGUGUGAUUUGAGCUAAUAUUGUUGUUGGGUGUUCAACUCUUGUCUUAUGCUCUAUGUUAAUAUCAAUGAGAAAAGUUUUCCUGUUAUAUACUAAUGACAUUAUCAUAAGUUGCUCCUAAACCUGGUACAUCUAUAUAUAUCCUUACAUUGUACAUCCAGUAUAGAUGUGGCCUCACCAGCUGUAUGAGCUCAUUGUACGAAAAGCUUAUAAUCAACGGUCUCUUUUCCAUUGGCACAUCUGCUCUCCACCAGGGCUGAGCUAAGCCAGUCCGGUGUGGGUGGUCAGGUUGGGCCAGAUUUUUGCACCGCAGAAAAUUAGCUGUGGCACUGACGUCACACGCAACGAGCCGACACGUAUGUGGAUGCAUGGUCGGGUGCGACGGUGGCCAGAUGUUAAAUCCCUCGCCUGGUAUACAGCAGAUCGUGAGUUCGAUCCCGAGCCCGACGCCUGAUGUACGUUUGGAGGUUACGUGUCUCUCUCCCCGUGGUUGCGUGGUUUUUCCCUCCACAUUUAGAAACAUGCGUUGAGUGUUUGGCUGCUAUACAUUUCCAUUGAUAAAGCACUUUGUUGAGCUAUCAUUUGUGGCUCGGUCGCUUCUGAAAAAAGCUAUGUAGGUCAGUGGGCCUCACCUGGUAAAAUAAAUAUAUAGUUUAAUUUUAUUUUUUUUUAUUUUCGAUGAUGCGGUGACGCUGUGUCCUCACAGUGAUAUCAGACCCAAUGGACACAUCAUUAGCCCCACCCAGGUUCUGCUUGGCCCCCAGCCAGAUGAAGGGCGUUUUAGGAGGCCGACGUAUCGUGGUUUGGUUCUGGCUCGGUAUGGCAAAUAAGCCAGGGGGAAAAAAAAAUCACCCGUACCGUUAUGGCCCCAUGGUGGCUCGACUCCGAUGUUCCAAUGGAAAAAGAGUAAACUCGACUUGUGGCAGUGUGUGACUCGUCAGCGCUUGCAGGUAGAUGAUGAAUUUGCUCGAUUAGUGUAAACAAUGUUACGUUUUUCUUCCGCGUCAAUUGGACAUGCAUGAGCUUCUUUGCUUUGCGACUCCGGUGAUGUCAGCAUGGCUUCCUAUCUUUUAAAUGGAACCCGUUAAGCAGAGCACCUUGUUAUUUAUACAGUGGAAUAGGUGUGCAAUUAUAUGUUUACAUAUACAGUAACAUGCUGCAUGACGAUAAACGUUUAUUUUUGCAGUUUGGGGAAACAGUAUAUUACAUAUAUAUCAUAGGGGGACAUGAGGCAACAUUUAAAUUCUGCUCGGUCACAGGGCAUGGUAUAUGAGAGAUAUAUAUAAAUGUAUAGAUAUUGUACUCUGUUACGAACGAGAGUUCGGCUUUCCACUUCAGUAUACUGCAUGCAUUGUUGCCAACCUAUUCACGGAAGUGAUCUCAGCUUGUAGCAUUGUAAAUAAAAACACUUGGCUUUUUA
Messenger RNA from Petromyzon marinus (sea lamprey), 7160 nucleotides. RefSeq lists its product as uncharacterized. NCBI's taxonomy places the organism in Eukaryota, Metazoa, Chordata, Hyperoartia, Petromyzontiformes, Petromyzontidae. Gene Ontology annotation, biological process: negative regulation of transcription by RNA polymerase II. The record is from RefSeq and is a predicted model, not a curated record. Gene Ontology annotation, molecular function: methyl-CpG binding; double-stranded methylated DNA binding; chromatin binding. Gene Ontology annotation, cellular component: heterochromatin; nucleus.